UUCCUCCUGGUAGGAUACGUGUAAAUCAGCUGCUUGCCCUAUGGGCUGUCUAGUCUGCAUGUUAAUGUCCACGUGAGGGAGACUUGGGACCAGCAGUAGCCUAGUCGUAGACCGUUUUAACCUCUACAAAUGAGCCUAUUAACGUUUUAUAAAACACUAGUAGAUUUAGAUUUAAAAAAAUAAUAAUAAUACUAUGUGUAUUGCUAUAACUACUUUUUAUACAAUAGCCCACUGUGAACAAGUAGGCCUGAAGUAUGGCAACCAGUUGUGCAGCAGUUACGCACGUUAUUGUCGAACGGAAAGGGGCUGGCUACUUGGGGAUAACGCCACGGUAGGGAUUUGACCGGGGAGGUCUUGAUGCUCAUGUAGUCUGCGUUCAAAUCCAGGAUGACAGAGAACCAUAUUUACAAUUAUAGUGCGUGUUUUUGAAGACAUUUCCCCGUGAAACUAUUUCUGAUUAUUCAUCACUUGCCACUGGUUUUGCGGAAAGCGCAACAAUUUGGGAUCUACCCGUUUUGUCGUUCCACUUGUCAAGAGAUCUGCCGCUUACCAACAAAAUGGCCUGCUGAAAGUGAAAAGAAGAUACAAAGCUGCCCUUAACGUUCUUGCGUUAACGGUAAGACCCAAGGCUUGAUUGGCUGGCGACUUGUACACCGAGCUUUGCCACAGAGACAGAAGUGCGCGCAACACCUCCAGCAGAGCCACGCGCCUGGGCAGUAUGCUGGUGUUCACCUGUCUCGUGCUGCUCAUCAUCUUGUUCUCGGAGUCUAUUCAAACUGAGAGGUCACCGCCAUUUCUGAUCCCAGAAAACAUGUGGCCCCGGGGCUGUGCGCUGGACUGCCACAGGGAGCGCCACCGGACAGUAUGUGGCAGCAACGGACGCCUUUACAUGUCCCUGUGUGCCUUCCAGAGAGCCCAGUGCAUCAACACUCAGCUACGGACGGCACCACGAGCACACUGUGCAGAUUCCACCCAGUCCAAGUGCCAGCUGGCUCGUAGUCAGGCCCUGGAGUCCAGCGUCCGCAGCCACACCGUCCCAGAAUGCGGUGCAGAUGGAAGUUUCCUGCAGGUGCAGUGCCACAACCAGACUGGUUACUGCUGGUGCUCUACUCCAGAUGGGAAACCUGUCAGUGGGACCUCUGUCCUGCACCUCAGACCCAACUGCACAGGUGAGGGUGGUCCCUCCCGGCCCACCGCCGACCCUAGCAGGACCAAGUCUGUAGCAGGAAUCACCGCUCCUCCGCUCUGGGUGACCAUCCGGUUGAACUCUGACCCCAAAGGGAAUCGUUCUGUAAAACGCCCUACAGACAGUCCUCAGACGUGUGAGAGGGAGAGAGCAGCGUUGAUGGCCAAGGUGCAUGUUCUGUGGCAGGAGGAGCGCUUCAUCCCAAAAUGCAGUGCAGACGGGCGCUACAGCCCCAUCCAGUGCCACGUCACCACGGGGUACUGCUGGUGUGUCCGGGUAGACACAGGACGGCCUCUACCAGGCACCUCUGCCAGGAACCGGCUGCCAGACUGCAGCCUGGAGGAGCCCCACGGCAGUCAGCCUGACAGGAGCUACGGAGACAGAUCUCUACCAGGGUGCCCUGGGGCCCAGAAGAAAGAGUUCCUGCAGAGUCUGUUGAGAGCUCUGCAGCUGGAGGUUGAACAGUCUGGAAUACUCAGCCCUCACAGGGUGUCGGACGCUCCCCUGUCAGGCCCCAUGUCCCCUCCCCCAUCCACCCCGGUCCCCUCCCUGAGGGUUGAGGUGUGGGACAUGUCAGACCCGGGCGGGGAGGAGGAGGUGCUGCGUUGGCACUUCAGGCAGCUGGAUACGGAUGACAGUGGAGUGCUGAGCGAACGUGAGGCCCGGCCGCUCCGCCUCUACCUGCGCAGGAGGUUAAAGCCACGCCGCUGUGCUAAGAAGUUUGCCCAGUACUGUGACCGCGAUGGGGACCGCGGCCUCACCCUGUCUGAGCUCAAUGCCUGUCUGGGGCUGUGAGCCAUUAUUGUGAGCUGUCCUCCACUCAGCAGCCUCCACUGUCCCAGACCCACUCCUUACCAGCUCCAGAUGGGUCUCUGUUUUGGUUUCUCUCUCUCUCCUUUCUCUCUCUCUCCGUUCCACAUACGAGAAGGUGAGAGAGAGGGAGAACGAGACAGAGGAGAGAAAGAGUCUCUUUUACCUCAAGGUUAGUGCUAGCUCACCAGGGACCGCUGUUUUUGGCUUGGUGUCAGAUAAAUUAAAAGGCUGCUGCGUGUUUAUGUACAUUUAGAAACCAAAACAAACCUCGAGCCAAAAUUACCAGUCCCACCCCACCCUUAACCUCCAAUUAUUCAGUCUAGCUGAGGUGUACUGACAGCUAGGGGAGAAGGUGAGAGGUGUUGUAAUGGGUUCUACCUAACACGUAUGUGGCCUCCAGACACUCCUGAUGACAGUAAUGGGAAUAAUGAGGAAGGCCUCCAAUGAUUCAGAACGACUCGUCUGAAUCAGAACUAGAGCCCACAAGAUGUAGGUUAGAGGUCCUGUUGAAUUAAACAAGACAGUCAUUCAUACGUCUGUCUCUCUCUCCUAUCCUCCCCUCCCCUCUCCUGUUU
Messenger RNA from Oncorhynchus mykiss (rainbow trout), 2574 nucleotides. NCBI's taxonomy places the organism in Eukaryota, Metazoa, Chordata, Actinopteri, Salmoniformes, Salmonidae. The record is from RefSeq and is a predicted model, not a curated record.